GCAGGCUCGCACUGAGGCACGCGCGCCGUGGGCAUUCCCGGCCCUGCGACCCGUCCUUCCUCGUUUCCACGCCCUCUCUCCCGAGCUCCCCGACCCCGACACCCCUCCCGGAGCCGCAGCCUUCCAGAGUCGAGGAGUUUUAAAAAGUUGGGGCUCGAAAAGCCAGGAAGGUACGAUGGCUUCCUCGUCUGGCAACGACGAUGACCUCACUAUCCCCAGAGCUGCUAUAAAUAAGAUGAUCAAAGAGACUCUCCCUAACGUCCGGGUGGCCAACGACGCCCGAGAACUGGUCGUGAACUGCUGCACUGAAUUCAUUCACCUUAUAUCCUCGGAAGCCAACGAGAUUUGCAACAAGUCGGAAAAGAAAACGAUUUCGCCGGAGCACGUCAUACAAGCACUAGAAAGUUUGGGCUUUGGCUCUUACAUCAGUGAAGUAAAAGAAGUCUUACAAGAAUGCAAGACAGUAGCACUAAAAAGAAGAAAGGCCAGUUCUCGUUUGGAAAACCUUGGCAUUCCUGAAGAAGAAUUGUUGAGACAGCAACAGGAAUUAUUUGCAAAAGCUAGACAGCAGCAAGCAGAAUUGGCUCAGCAGGAAUGGCUUCAAAUGCAGCAAGCCGCCCAACAAGCCCAGCUGGCUGCAGCCUCAGCCAGUGCAUCCAAUCAGGCAGGGUCUUCUCAAGACGAAGAAGAUGAUGACGACAUCUGAAAUUCACCAUCUUGGCUUUUGUUUCCUCUGUAAGAAAACAGUGAAAGAAGUGCUUCUCUGUAACUGUAUAUGCAUCUCGGUGGACUUACCAUUGGUAUUCUAGAGUCGUCUGCUGUUCAGGUUUCAACUACUCUGCUAUACUUGUAAAACUGUCUCUUUGAACUAUUGAAAAUUUGAGGUUCAGUGUAAGAUCAGCUUUGAAUUUGUAAUGGUGUUUCUGGAAUCGAAGAGCAGUGUGAACCCUUUAUUUGGUCAGUGAACAGUAUUACAGAAAGCAUCAGGUUAUAAAAAUACAGUGACAUUUACACAGAUCUCUUCAUCUGUAUUUGCAUCUUCUCUGCCCUUUUAACUGAACUAAAACUGAGAAUUUUAUAUUGAGAUGAGGCAUGGUGUGAGGCAGAAUACUUUGAAUCAGGUUGGUGGAAAAAGUUCAGUUCUGUAUAGUACUUAAAUGUUUUUGUCUUUUAAACUGAGUGUAUAUGCAGGCAACAAUUAUAUAUGCUCAGAUAAAUAAAUAUACUUGCUAAGAGAAAAACUCAAAGAAGACAUUCAAAAACUAAGAAGGAAAUGUAUUCACUGGUAGUUGUAUAAAUUUGAUGAGUUAUGUUUUUGAUUUUGUUACUCUUUUGUGUAUCAGUAAAAACUAGUUUUAUUAUAGUAUAAUUUAUCUACACUAUGCCAUUUCAGAGACUGGCUAAUCUUGAAGAUUGUCAUGAUUCUUACUAUUUCACUCCAGUUCAGUAAAAUUGUUCAUAGUAUUACUUGCUUCAGUCAUUCAUGUUUAUGUCGUUUGAGUAUAUAGGUAGGACUUGUGAAACAGUUGCUUGGGUUCCGUUGGUUUAACUGAGGCUCAUGGAUAUUCAGACCUUUGCUAAGGGAAAUAAAUGAAAGCUAAUGAAUAUGAUUGCUAUGAAAGAGGGCUUUAAAAAUAUUAUUUAACAUGUAGUUUACUUAUUGUUUGGUUUUAGCAUAACAUUUACAUUUUCUUGACUAGGUGGCCUAAAGAGCCCAGUGCUAACUUUUGAUAUGACAUCAUUGUCCCCAUCAUCAUAAUUGAGUGAUAGCUUUAAAAGUUUUGUGUUUGAUUAAAAAGUGUCAUAACUGACCAGCCCUAUAUGAAGUGUUAACUUGCUGUUAAAAGUGAGCAGCUUUAAUUUGGCUUCAGUGACUAAAGUAUGGUAGUGUUUGUGAGAGGGUUCCAAUGUAAUUGCAGAAAUUGUGUAAAUGCCACCUAAGGUAAUAGGAAGUCAUUAAGUUCCUGUGUCAGUUGCCAAGUCAUUUAAACUUCUGUAUUCACCAAGCCCCAAGAGAUUCUAGCUGCCAGGAUUUUAAUUUUAUUUGGAGAGCUAAGUAAAGUUUAUAAGUAUUAGAUUUCUUAAUAUUCAUAUUUUUCAUUUUUAGAAAAAGGGAAAUAUUGUUAUGCAUUUAUCAGAUAGAUAUACUUCCCCAGUAUAACAGAAAAGGUAGUAAAAGGGUAGUAAUUUUUCUGAAUGCUUUAUGUUGAAGUUAUUUAAGGUAUUUCAUGGAUAUGCCCAUGAAAUGAAGUGUUUGGAAAAAAUAGAAGGAAUCUUUUUUUCUUUUUU
Molecule: messenger RNA, 2289 nt
Organism: Cricetulus griseus (Chinese hamster)
Lineage: Eukaryota; Metazoa; Chordata; Mammalia; Rodentia; Cricetidae
Source: RefSeq, a predicted model, not a curated record